This is a messenger RNA of Penicillium griseofulvum, 1863 nucleotides long. RefSeq lists its product as uncharacterized. The transcript has a single exon. Lineage: Eukaryota; Fungi; Ascomycota; Eurotiomycetes; Eurotiales; Aspergillaceae. The coding region runs from base 1 to 1863 and encodes 620 amino acids. The record is from RefSeq and is a predicted model, not a curated record.
AUGACUUUCACUCGCCCCCUACCCAUCUCCGGGGUAUGGGGACACCCUGAUGCCUACAUUGAGGCCCUCCUUUGCUUCUCUACCACGUCGGUGCUUUUUAUGAAUUUGUGCGGUGGUGUGCAUAUGGUCGACUUUCUGACCCGGGAGCCUGACAUCUAUACGCAAAUUCUGCCAAAAGAUUGGAUAUCGUUCUUCGAACAGCAUGAUAUUCAUGAUAUCAUACAUCUACUCCUACGAGAGGACAUUGAGCACUUACGAACCGGCGAGCCUGCCGUAGAUCAAAGUAGCCGUACUUGGAAUGGAGGAGCAGUUCCUCCUCAGAGCCUCUUGGACUAUAUUUCCAACAUCCGUCUACUGAUACUCCAACGAGAAAUGUACAUCUCAUCGAAGCGGAUCGCAUUACCAAAGCAAGUUGCUAUGCAUAUGAACAAAAAAAAGGUUCACGAGGUUGAAUGCUUUUCUCGACAUGUUGCAUCUCUAUCAGACACUGUCAAUAAGCGACGAGGUGAGCCAAUCACUCAUAUUGUGGAUUUUGGGUCUGGGCAGAACUAUCUUGGACGGACACUGGCUAGUUCGCCUUACCACAAGCAUAUCAUCGCGAUUGAGCGCAAGCAUCAGUUCAUUAGCGGUGCCAAGAGUAUGGAUGUUCGAGCCAAGUUAGCAAAAGACCCGAAAGCUCAAAAUUUCCACAAGGACAAAAGUUCACCCGAUGUAUGCAAGGGAACUCCGGAAGUGACCGUCUCUGAAAGGACAGAUACAUCCCACCCAACGAUAGAGGACUUGCAGGUCUCAGAUGGCCCUUUGCUGGAGAUGCUGGGCGAGAUUAGCCUUCAAUCUGACGAGCUACUUGGAUCCCCCACCAAAGGCCCAUUAUCAGAAAAGCUGCCGAAUCCAGAGAUCCAUACCCGCGGUACUCUAAGCUAUAUUGAGCAUGAAAUCCAAGAUGGCCACUUAGAGCCCAUUAUCGACCAUAUCAUCCGCCCAUCCCGCAGUGGAGCUCCUGAUGAGAAUGGAAAGGAACCAAGCGAUGCCAGAUUGAUGGUUGUUUCCAUUCACUCUUGUGGAAACCUUGUUCACCAUGGUCUACGAUCUCUGAUUCUAAAUCCUUCGAUUGUGGCUGUCGCUAUGAUUGGCUGUUGCUACAAUUUGUUAACGGAACGUCUUGGUCCAACCACGCAUAACCUCCCGAUUCUUCAAUCACUCCACCCUCGACUUAAAGAGACUGGAACAUCAUAUGAUCCGCAUGGGUUCCCUAUGUCUAAAUACUACGAGAAUUACCGAAGUCCCGGCGCAACGGCUGGCGUGAAGCUUAACAUCACAGCUCGUGCACUGGCCGUGCAAGCUCCAUACAAUUGGGGCCACGAUGACAGUGAAGUAUCUUUUACGCGUCAUUUCUUCCGUGCUCUCCUCCAGCGCAUUCUCUUCGACCGUGGUAUUCUUCCUGAGCCUCCUGUGCCAGAUGACGUCUUCUCCGACAAAACUGGGCCGGAAGCUAAACCCAACUCUAUUAUCAUCGGAGCAUUGCCUAAAGCUGCCUUUAAAUCUUUUACUGCAUAUGUUCGUGCUGCGACGAUCAAGAUCAGUCGAGACCCGGCAUAUGCUACCCAGAUGCAGGAGCAUAUUGCUACCAUGACUGAUGAGGAGAUUCACUGCUACGAGACUCAGUACCACCACACAAAGAAGCAGAUGAGUGUUAUGUGGAGCUUAAUGGCAUUCAGUGCUCAGCUCGUCGAGACUAUCAUUGUCGUAGAUCGGUGGCAAUUCCUUCGUGAACAGGACUCGGUCAAAGACUGCUGGGUUGAGCCAGUGUUUGACUAUAGCGAGAGCCCGCGUAACCUGGCGGUCAUUGGACUAAAAAAGUGA